AAGUGAACUACAUGUGGUCCAGCUUGAAUGAAUUUAUUAGGCACGUUUAAGGUUUGAAUUUGUAGGAUAGUGUGCAGUCAGCAACUAUUGGAAACCAAUUAAAGAAAAUAGAAAUAGCCACUCCUCCUUCACAGUAUUCAUCUCUUUCUUUUCCUUUUGUGUGCACUUUCAAAUUUUGCAAUGGCUAAAUCGGAGAAGCUCAAACACUUUGUUGUUGAUAACCCCUUCUCUCAUUCAUCACUUAAUGAAACAUUCAAACUCAUCUCCAUCUGGGUUUCAUCCUAUAUAUAUACAUAUAUCAUGCUCAUUCUCAUCAUCUUCAUUCUCAUUAUCCUCCGAAAAUUCUCAUCAUCCUUCGAAAAUGUCAUUGUCCACCACCGCCUCGCCCACCACCGCCUCUCUCACCACUGCCUCGCCCAACACCACCGCCGCCGACCCUAUCUUCCACCACGUCACGUUUCAACACCCUGAUCUGAACCAUCACAAGCCAAAAUGGCUUGUCCCUGUCAUCUUAACCGCUACGGCGGUAGUGGCCAUGUUAAUGGCCGUGCUCAUCUACUGGGCACUUAAGAGGAGAGCAGAACCGGCGGAAAAGCCGACGGAAGAGGUGCAGCUGGGCGGAGGAAGCUCCGACUCAGGAAGCUCCGGUGGAGGAAGAAGCUCCGGAGUCGGCUCCGGCUUCCUCUUCUUCGUCCGUGGAUGGGGUUGGUUUGACGGCACCUUUUAUGGAGGGCAGAUAAUCCCACUGUCACAAAAGUCAGAGAUUACAAAUUUGAACCGUUUAUGGCAUCCAUGGGAGAGAGAAACAGUUGAAUAUUUCACCUUAGGUGAUCUUUGGAAUUGUAAUGAUGAAUGGAGUGCUUAUGGAGCUGGAGUUCCAAUCACCUUAACUAGUGAAUUGAUAUUUCAUAGUGGAUUUUUUUGAAGCUCAUAUUGUCCAAAAACUCACUAAUUAAAUAUUUAUCUAUGAUUAAAUUUGGUA
This is a messenger RNA of Cicer arietinum (chickpea), 982 nucleotides long. RefSeq lists its product as uncharacterized. NCBI's taxonomy places the organism in Eukaryota, Viridiplantae, Streptophyta, Magnoliopsida, Fabales, Fabaceae. The record is from RefSeq and is a predicted model, not a curated record.